Molecule: messenger RNA, 11205 nt
Organism: Chiroxiphia lanceolata (lance-tailed manakin)
Lineage: Eukaryota; Metazoa; Chordata; Aves; Passeriformes; Pipridae
Gene: FREM2
Product: FRAS1 related extracellular matrix 2
Biological process (GO): homophilic cell-cell adhesion; cell communication
Cellular component (GO): membrane
Molecular function (GO): calcium ion binding
Source: RefSeq, a predicted model, not a curated record
AUGCAAACUUUCCCCGCCGCGCCGCGGCGGCUGCUGGUCGGCUUGCUGCCGCCGCUGCUGCUGUUGGCCGGCUGCGCCUGGGCUGGGGCACCGGAGCCGCCGCCAGGGAGCAGCGCCGCGGUCUCCUCGCCGUGGUCACCGGAGGCGGCCCCCGUGGUGGUGGCCAACCGCGGGCUGCGGGUGCCCCUGGGCCGCUCCGCCUGGCUGGACCCCGCGCGGGACCUGGUGCUGCAGGUGCAGCCGGGUGACCGGUGCCACCUCACCGUGCUGGACGAGGACCCGCUGUGGCAGCGCCCGGGCCACCUGAGCCCCCGGCGCUUCCCCUGCGACUUCGGCGCCCGCGAGGUGCAGUACUCGCACCUGGGCGGCCGCAGCCCCGCGCGGGACCGCGUCCGCCUGCAGCUGCGCUACGACUCGCCGAGCCGCUCCCUGGUGCUGCCCCUGGUGCUGGAGGUGGAGGUGCUCUUCACCCAGCUGGAGAUCGUCACCCGCAACCUGCCCCUCAUUGUGGAGCGCCUGCGGGGCACCAGCAACCCGCUGGAUGCCCGCAGCCUGGAGUUUGCCUUCGAGCCGGGCCGGCAGCGCUGCCGGGUGGGGCUGCUGCCGCUGCUGGCCGGGCUGCCCCGCUACGGAGAAAUCCUCAACUACCCCCCGGCGGCCGUGAGCGCGGGCGGGGAGGCGGCGGGGGGCGUCCCGGUGCCUUCCUCGAUGUGGGACUGCGAGGAGUUCCUGCGCCUGGGGCUGCGUUACCGGCACACGGCAGCCGGCGGGUCCCCGAAUCGUGACCUGUUACCACUGGUGGCGGAGCUGCGGGAGGCGGCGGGCGGCGGGGCACUGCUGAAGCGCGAGUACUUCCAGGUGCUCGUGCGGAUCCGGGCCGGGACUGAGAAUGUGGCCCCCAAACCCAGCUUCUUGGCCAUGCUAAUGAUGGAGGUGGACCAGUUUGUCCUCACGGCCCUUACACCUGACAUGCUGUCAGCUGAGGAUGCUGAGUCGCCACCAGACCUGCUGCUUUUCAACAUCACCUCUCCCUUUGGCCCUGGCCAGGGCCACAUGGUCAGUACAGAUGACCGGAGCUUGCCCGUCACCUCCUUCAGCCAGCGGGACGUGAGGGAGCUGCGCAUUGCCUACCAGCCGCCCAUGGAGGACUCGGAUCGAGAGCGGCUUUUUGAGCUCGAGCUGGAGGUAUUGGACCCAGAGGGUGCCGCCUCAGAGCCCUUUGCCUUUGUGAUUGUGGUGAAGCCAAUGAACACCCUGGCACCCGUGGUGACCCGCAACACUGGCCUUGUGCUCUAUGAGGGUCAGUCGCGGCCUCUCUCAGGCCCAGGUCCCAGCCCUAACCUGGUGAUCAGUGAUGAGGAUGACCUUGAGCAGGUGCAGGUGAGCGUGGUGGCAGGGCUGAGGCAUGGCCACCUCACUCUCCUGAAGGACACACCAGGAUCUGCUGCCCCCCGUAAACAUUUCACCGUGGCUGAGCUGGCAGCAGGCUGGGUCAUUUACCAGCAUGAUGGCAGUGAGUCUCCACUCAGUGACAACCUGGUGCUGCGGUUGGAAGACGGUGCCUCUCGCCAUCGCGUUGAGUUCCUUUUCCCCAUUACCCUGGUGCCCAUUGAUGACCAGCCACCCCUACUUAAUGCUAACACCGGGCUUGCCAUGGCUGAGGGUGAAACAGUGCCCAUCACCACCCGUGCUCUUAGUGCUACUGACAUUGACUCGCAGGAUGCCAUCCUGCUCUUCAUAGUGGAAUCUGGCCCAACUGCUGGGCAGCUCCUACUUCGUCAAGCACAACCACCUCCUGGCUGGGAAGAGGAGGAAGAAGAUGAGGGCUUUUCUUGGAGGAGAAUACCAGCUUUAGCAGGGAGCUCCCUCAUCUAUGAAAAGCCAGUGAGAGAGUGGCUGCAACAGGACAUUGUAGAAGGGCGUCUCUAUUACCAACACUUUGGUGCUCACAGCCCUGGCCCUGGGGUUGUGUUGGACCAGUUUGUCUUUAGAGUCCAGGAUGACAAUGACCCACCCAACCGCUCAGGGCCACAGACUUUUGUGAUCCGGGUACAUCCUGUUGACAGGUUAGCCCCAGAACUGCAUAGUAGCAGCAGCCUGCAUUUAAUAGUUGCAGAACAGCAGGUGACCCCCCUGCGGAGGAAGCACUUGUGUUACACAGAUCAGGAUUCAGGGGACCGUGAACUUCGCUACACAGUAACACAGCCCCCCACUGACACUGACACCAACCACCCUCCUGAUGUACAUGGAGUUCGCCUUGGAUCCCUUGUACUGACUGAGGAUCACUCUGUAGAAGUUACUCACUUCACCCAAGCCCAGAUCAAUCACCACAAGAUCUCGUACCGCCCCCCACAGGAGGAGCUGGGGGUGGCUCCUCAUUUGAUUCAGUUUCAGUAUCUAGUGCAAGACGCGGCUGGCAAUGCAGCCAAAGGGACGUUCACCAUCUACCUGCAGCCUGUGGAUAACCAGCCUCCUGAAAUCACUAAUACUGGUUUCACUUUGCCUGAAGGAGGCAGCCAUGUCCUUCGUCCAACUGAGCUGGAUGCUAGUGACACGGACACAGAACUUGCCCAUCUGAGAUUUAUCUUGACCCAGGUUCCUCGGUAUGGCCAGUUGCAGCUUUCCGGGUACAGUCUGGUUCCAGGAGGUGUCUUUGGCCUGGAGGAUAUCAGACAAGGGAGGGUGGUGUAUGUGCACAGUGGAGCUGAGACCAGCAGUGAUACCUGCAGGCUUGAUGUGAGUGAUGGGGUUCAUUUUGUGCCCAUCACACUGAAAAUGAAUGUGCACCCAGUUGAUGAUGAGGUUCCUACACUUCGAUUGCCCCCGGGCACUCUUGGUUCCUACCUAGAUGUGCUGGAGAAUGGUGCUGCUGAAAUCACUGCUAACGUGAUUCAAGGUACCGAUGAGGAUACAGAUGACUUAAUGUUAACCUUCAUUGUAGAGGAUCCUCCUCAGCAUGGGAGCAUCCUGGUUCAAGGAGUGCCUGCAGAGAGAUUUUCCCAGAGAGAUCUGCUGGAUGGUGCUGUGGUAUAUGCGCACACUGGUGGCGAAAUAGGCCUUCUGCCCAAGGAAGAUGCCUUCAACCUUACCUUAUCCGACCUGUCUGAGAAGUGGAGCGUCAGGGGCAAUGUUGUUCAGGGAGUUUCAGUUGUGGUGACCAUUCUUCCUGUCGACAGUCAAGCCCCAGAGAUUUUUGUGGGGGAGCAGUUCAGGGUAACAGAAGGUGACAAACGGGUCAUUACUUCUGCUUACCUCAGGGCUGAAGAUGUGGAUACUCCAAGUGAUGAUAUACUCUGCACAAUUGUUGCUCAGCCCACAUCUGGAUAUGUAGAGAACAUCUCUCCUGCCCCAGGGUCUGAAAAAUCUAGGGCAGGUGUAGCUAUAAGUGCUUUUACCUUGAAAGACCUCCGUCAAGGGCAUAUUUUUUAUGUCCAAAGUAUACAUAAAGGUGUAGAGCCUGUCGAAGACAGAUUUGCUUUCCGCUGUUCUGAUGGCAUUAACUUUUCCCAGAGGCAGUUUUUCCCCGUUGUUAUUAUGCCCAUCAAUGAUGAAGAGCCUGAAAUCUUUGUGCGAGAGUUUGUUGUGAUGGAAGGCAUGAGCCUGGUUAUUGAUACCCCUAUCCUCAACGCAGUUGAUGCAGAUGUACCUGCUGAUGAGUUAACGUUCACAAUCACUAGCGUUCCCAGGCACGGCCACAUUGUGAACCAGCUGGUCAAUGGAACUGUCCUCGUGGAGAGCUUCACCUUGGAUCAGAUAACAGAGAGCUCCAACAUACUCUAUGAACAUGAUGACUCUGAGACAAAGGUGGACAGUUUUGAGGUGAAACUCACAGAUGGUAAACAUACUGUUAGGAAAACAGUAUCCAUCAUGGUUAUUCCUGUAGAUGAUGAGACACCCAGAAUGGCCAUCAAUGAUGGUUUGGAGAUUGAAAUAGGGGAAACUAGAACUAUUAAUAACAGAAUAUUGAAGGCUACUGAUCUUGAUUCUGAAGACAAAACCUUGACAUAUAUUAUAAGAUAUGGGCCGGGACAAGGCCUCUUGCAGAGAAUAAAGCCUUCAGGUGGAGUUGAGAAUAUCACCCUGGGAAUGAACUUCACCCAAGAUGAAGUGGAUAGAAACUUGAUUCGAUAUAUGCAUUUUGGCCGACAAGGAGUUCGUGAUCUUAUCAAGUUUGAUGUGACGGAUGGAAUAAAUCCUCUCAUUGACCGCUACUUUUAUGUGACAAUAGGUAGCAUUGAUAUUGUCUUCCCAGAUGUAAUCAGCAAAGGAGUUUCUUUGAAGGAAGGAGGGAAGGUAACCCUUACUACUGAUUUGCUCAGCACUAGUGACCUGAAUAGUCCAGAUGAGAACUUAGUUUUCACUAUUACCAGAGCACCUGUUCGUGGUCAUCUUGAAUGCACAGAUCAGCCUGGGGUACCCAUCUCCACUUUUACUCAACUCCUGUUAGCAGGCAAUAAAGUCUAUUACAUUCACACUUCAGAAGAUGAGGUGAAAAUGGACAGCUUUGAGUUUGAGGUGACUGAUGGCUAUAACCCUGUGUUUCGUACUUUCAGAAUUUCCAUAAGUGAUGUGGACAAUAAGAAACCUGUUGUCACAAUCCAUAAUCUGGUAGUGAGUGAAAAUGAAUACAAACUGAUAACCCCAUUUGAACUGACUGCAGAAGACAGAGAUACACCUGAUGCAUUGCUGAAAUUUGUCAUCACUCAAAUACCAGUUCAUGGUCAGAUCAUGUUCAAUAACUCCAAACCAGUCACCACCUUCACUAAACAAGAUCUAAAUGAAAAUCUAAUCAGCUACAAACAUGAUGGCACAGAAUCAGUUGAGGAUAGUUUCUCUUUCACUGUUACUGAUGGCACUCAUACUGAUUUCUAUGUCUUCCCCAACACUGUGUUUGAAACAAGGAAGCCUCAGACUAUGAAGAUUCGAAUAAUGGCUGUGGACAACAGUGUGCCUCAGGUUGUAAUAAAUAAGGGUGCUCAGACUCUUCGUAUCCUGGCCACAGGUCACAUUGGGUUUCUGAUUACCAACAAGGUGCUCAAAGUGGAAGACAGGGACAGUUUGCAUGUUACUCUUAAGAUCAGAAUCACAGAGGGUCCACGCCACGGCUUCCUGAUCCACCUAGGGAAAGGCAACCAUAGCAUCAGCCAGUUCACCCAAGCUGAUAUAGACGAUAUGAAGAUAUGCUAUGUUUUACGAGGGGGUGACAAUGCCACCAGUGACAUUUUUCAUUUCAUCGUUGAAGAUGGUGGAGGCAAUAAACUGAAGAAUCAACAUUUUCGCCUAAACUGGGCAUGGAUCUCCUUAGAAAAGGAGUAUUACUUAGUAAAUGAAGACGCAAAAUAUCUUGACAUUGUUCUUAAACGGAGAGGUUACCUGGGAGAAACGUCUUUUAUAAGUAUUAGCACCAAAGAUGGUACGGCCAGGAAAGAUAAAGACUUCAGAGGAAAAGCCCAGAAGCAAGUGCAGUUUAAUCCCGGUCAAACCUUAGCUACGUGGCGAGUACGGAUUUUGAGUGAUGGUGAACAUGAACAGUCUGAAUCCUUUCAAAUUGUUCUUUCUGAGCCUGUCAUGGCAAUUCUGGAAUUUCCUGCUGCAUCCAAAGUGGAAAUUAUUGACCCAGGAGAUGAAUCAACUGUCUUUAUUCCUCAGUCCGCCUAUAGUAUUGAAGAAGAUAUUGGUGAAUUGUUUAUUCCAGUCAGAAGAAGUGGAGAUGUGAGUCAGGAACUGAUGGUUAUCUGCUACACACGACAAGGAACAGCAUCUGGCACUGCCCCAACUUCUGUACUUUCUUACUCUGACUACAUAUCCAGGCCUGAGGAUCACAACAGCAUUCUACGUUUUGACAAAGACGAACGAGAAAAAAUGUGUCGCAUUGUCGUCAUAGAUGAUUCCUUGUAUGAAGAGGCUGAGACCUUUGAUGUUUUGCUGAGCAUGCCCAUGGGUGGAAGAAUUGGUGCAGAAUUCCCAAGCACUCGUAUUACCAUUGUACCUGACAAGGAUGAUGAACCAGCAUUCUACUUUGGAAAUGAUGAAUACUAUGUUGAUGAGAGUGCUGGCUACAUUGAAGUACGUGUAGGGAGGACUGGAACUGAUCUGUCUAAAGCUGCCUCUGUUACAGUGAGGUCUCGCAAAUCUGAACCAGUAACUGCAGAGGCUGGAGUAGAUUAUGUAGGCAUCAGUCGUAAUUUGGAUUUUUCCCCCGGAGUCAAUAUGCAGACGUUUCGUGUGGUAAUUCUGGAUGACCUUGGACAGCCAGUGUUAGAAGGAACUGAGAAGUUUGAGCUUGUGCUAAGGAUGCCCAUGAAUGCUGCCCUUGGAGAACCCAGCAAGGCCACCAUCUUCAUUAAUGACUCAACAUCUGACUUGCCUAAGAUGCAGUUUAAAGAAUCUGUAUAUGUAGUCAAUGAAAAUGACGGACAGAUUUCUGCCAUGAUAUAUAGGAGUGGGGAUAUCCAAUACACGUCCACUGUGAGAUGCUAUACAAGGCAAGGUUCAGCUCAGGUAAUGAUGGACUUUGAAGAACGUCCUAAUACUGACAGUUCCAUCAUCACAUUCCUUCCUGGUGAAACUGAGAAGCCUUGCACACUGGUGCUUAUGGAUGAUACUUUCCAUGAAGAAGAGGAAGAACUACGUCUGGUUCUUGGCACUCCAAGAAGCGAUUCUUCCUUUGGUGCCUCUGUUGGUGAACAAAAUGAGACACUGAUAAAGAUUCGGGAUGAUGCAGACAAAGCUAUUAUUAAAUUUGGUGAGACCAAAUUUAGUGUGAGUGAACCAAAGGACACAAGACAAGUAGUAGUUGUAAAAAUCCCAGUGCUUCGUCUGGGAGACACUUCCAAGGUUUCUAUUGUAAGAGUUCAUACAAAGGAUGGAUCUGCUACUUCCGGAGAAGACUAUCACCCUAUAUCAGAAGAAAUUGAGUUUAAAGAGGGUGAAACACAGCACUUUGUGGAAGUUGAAGUUCUCUUUGAUGGAGUAAGGGAGAUGAGAGAAGCCUUCACUGUUCAUCUGAAGCCUGAUGAGAACAUGGUUGCAGAAAUACAGACAGCCAAGGCCAUUGUUUACAUAGAAGAAAUGAACAGCAUGGCAGAUGUCACCUUUCCCUCUGUCCCUCAAGUUGCAUCUCUUUUGAUAUAUGAUGAUAUUUCUAGAGCCAAAGACAGAACCAGUCCUGUAGCUGGCUAUCCUGUCAUCUGUAUCACAGCUUGUAAUCAAUAUGAAGACUUUGACAAGACUGGUUCUAUAUGUGCCAGUGAGAACAAUAAUACUCUGACUCAGUACCGGUGGCUUGUAAGUGCACCCACUGGCCCUGAUGGUGUGACCAGCCCCAUGAAGGAGGUUGACUUUGAUACCUUCUUCACUUCCUCUAAAAUGAUUACACUCGACUCCAUUUACUUUCAAGCUGGUUCUCGUGUCCAGUGUGCAGCUCGGGCUGUGAAUUCAGAUGGGAAUGAAGGUCUUGAGCUUAUGAGCCCUAUUGUAACUAUCAGCACAUCAGAAGGUCUUUGUCAACCUCGUAUAUCAGGAGUAGUUGGAGCAGAACCAUUCUCUGCCAAAUUGCGUUAUACUGGUCCAGAAGAUCCUGAUUAUGCCAACCUCAUCAAACUGACCGUCACAAUGCCACAUAUUGAUGGCAUGCUGCCUGUUAUUUCUACAAGAGAACUCUCCAACUUUGAGCUGACACUUAGUCCUGAUGGAACUAGAGUUGGAAACCAUAAAUGCUCCAACCUGUUGGAUUACACAGAAGUAAAAACCCAUCAUGGUUUUUUAACUGAUGCUACCAAGAAUCCAGAUGUGGUUGGAGAGACCAUUCCCUAUCAAUACAGCCCAACAAUCAGAGGCUUCAAUACCUUGCGCUUUUACCGCAAUCUGAAUCUGGAAGCCUGUUUAUGGGAGUUUGUUAGCUAUUAUGACAUGUCUGAGCUCCUCACAGAUUGUGGAGGCACCAUUGGGACAGAUGGACAGGUUCUCAACUUAGUACAGUCCUAUGUCACACUGAGAGUCCCUUUGUACGUCUCUUAUGUUUUCCACUCUCCUGUGGGUAUAGGAGGCUGGCAGCAUUUCGACCUACAGUCAGAGCUUCGGCUGACUUUUGUGUAUGACACUGCCAUCCUGUGGAAGGAUGGGAUCGGUAGCCCACCUGAAGCAGAGCUCCAAGGUUCCCUGUACCCAACCAGCAUGCGUAUUAGUGAAGAGGGGCGCUUGGUUGUCAACUUUAAGACUGAAGCCCGGUUUCAUGGCCUGUUUGUUAUGUCCCAUCCUGCUUCAUCUCUAACUUCCAUGGUUAUGUCAGCUGAUCACCCAGGCCUAACAUUUAGCCUCAGCCUCAUCCGAAGUGAGCCAACCUACAACCAGCCAGUACAGCAGUGGAGCUUUGUCUCAGAUUUUGCGGUUCGAGACUAUUCUGGAACAUACACCGUGAAGCUGAUAGCCUGUACCACUGCUCCACAUCAGGAGUACAGCCUACCAGUGAUCUGCAAUCCUAGAGAGCCAAUCACUUUUGAUCUGGAUAUCCGAUUCCAGCAGGUCAGUGACCCAGUGGCUGCUGAGUUCAGCUUGAAUACCCAGAUGUUCCUCCUCUCCAAAAAGACACUGUGGCUAUCUGAUGGCUCAAUGGGCUUUGGGCAAGAAAGCGAUGUUGCUUUCUCAGAAGGUGAUAUCAUAUAUGGUCGGGUGAUGGUGGAUCCAGUGCAGAAUUUGGGUGACUCCUUCUACUGUACCAUCGAGAAGGUUUUCCUGUGCACAGGAGCUGAUGGAUAUGUACCCAAAUAUAAUCCAUCCAACACUGAAUAUGGGUGCCUUGCUGAUUCACCAUCCCUUCUGUACAGAUUUAAGAUUGUGGACAAGGCUCAGCCAGAGACACAAGCCACAAGCUUUGGAAAUGUGCUUUUUAAUGCAAAACUUGCAAUAGAUGAUCCUGAAGCAAUUCCAUUAGUUAAACAGCCAGGCUCUGAUGGAUUUAAAGUAGACUCAACUCCUCUAUUUCAGGUGUCUUUGGGUAGGGAGUGGUACGUCCAUACAAUCUACACUGUCCGUUCCAAAGAGAAUGCUAACCGUGGAAUAGGCAAAAGGAGCGUGGAGCACCAGUACCACUUGCUCUUUAGUGGUGGGAGCCCAGGAACGUCUACACAGAGACGACAGAAGAGGGGAGUUGAGCAGGACCCAGAACUUGCAACAGACAUUGGAAUGGAAAACAACCGAGGAACAAACAUACAGCACAUAGCACUAGAUCGCACCGGCAAGAAACAGGUCUCUCAAAGGGAGGUUGCAGUCAAUGGUGUUCUCCCCAGAGAACUGAAUAACCAAAGUACAGGAAUCAGCAUGGUCACAAUCAUUGGUGGAGCUGCUGCCAUUUUCCUUGCCAUUUGCUUAAUUGCAAUUAUCAUUUUGCUGCUAAAAUGGAAACAAAAUUCUGAGAAGAAAGAAGCCACAAACGAGGCAGGCAGCAAUGAACCAAUGAUGCUACCACAUAAUUACAACAGCGACAGCUCAGAGGUUUGAUUCCAAGACCACGAGAUUCAAGCCACAGUCUCCAGAGUGCCUCAAAAAAACCCCUUGAACUGCACAAUUUUAGAAGCAGAUAAUGGUGACUCAUUAGGAAUAAAGAGUUCAUAUGCUUCUAGGUGUACUUGAAAUUUGUUAUCUUGAACUCUUUUUGCCAUUAUCAACAAUAGUAGGAGCCGUACUGAAUCUCCCACUUUGCACAAAAGGAAAUGCUGACAUCCCUAUACCAUGCACUGAUUUCAAGCAGCAUAUCAAGGGACUGCAUUGUAAGGGAGAGUUAUUGUUUUAGUUUUGUACUUUCUGACAUUUCAAAAAAAUAAAAGAAACUAUACAAAGGUGCUAUAUAUCCUGUCUGCAAUAAGAGAGGAGAUCUGUUUCUUCAGAAACACAAUACUUGAGAGAAGGAAUCCUUACACUCUUCUGUUAAAUUUUGUACUGUUUCUCACAAAGAACUCAAUGUCUACAAUUAGUUUGAAAGGUAAUGAAAUGCCUUAGGUAUAAAUCCUCCCUCCUAUAGGCUUUUGACUUCACUUAAGCUAUACCAGUGAUUUUUUAAUUUUUUUUUCUACUUAUAUGUAACUGAACUUUUUCAAAAAAUGGCUAGAUUAUACAGCAUAGGAUUAUAAACAGUUGCAUACCACAGGAUGCAAUACAUACUGUUUUCUGCAAAUUUCUAUUCGUCUGUUUAAUCUGAGAAUUUUUCCCCCUUAUUUAUGUUUAUAUAAAGCCAAAGAAUGCAAUAAAAUCCAGAAAGAAUUUUGGUUUUCAGUGAAACUGGAUGCUUAUAUCCUCUAAAGUUUAUAAUGGAACAUGGAAGUGUUUUAAGGUAAAUUAUAUUUCUUAGUGCAUAUCCACUGUUGAGAAAUGCAAGCAUUAGUGUUUCAGUACCUAGAGAAGAUGAUAGUUAGAUUAAAAAUACAGAGGACAAGGUUCUGCCUGAACUGAGCCUAGGAAUCAUGGUACUGAAUCCAGCAUGUAAUUGUUAGUUGCCACAUUAAAUGGCAAAAAGUGAAGAAAAAGUUGGCAUUUGAUUGAAUCAAGUAGUAUUUAUUGCUGUAAAUCCCAGCACAUUUUGACAAGCAUGCUGGAUCACUGUUGUGCAUUUUCUAAUGAAUGACUACUUUUGCAAGAGUAGCUCUAAUUUUCUCUCAGCAUUCUUGAAUUAGGUAGCAUGGCAAGUUUGGAUCAGCAGUGUCCCAUAUCAGUUUUUAUCCAGACAGGACCUCUUCUGUCCUGAAGAUGUUUUUAUUCAGAUGGGACCUGUUCUGUCCCUAUCAAAUGCUUGACUAUGAAAGCUAUGUAACCUUCAGGAAAUUGUCUCAUUUUUCACAUUAAUGUUUUAUAUAAGUCCUUUCAAGUCAUAGAAACAUAGAAUGACCUGGGUUGGCAGGGACCUUAAAAUCAUCUAGUUCCAACCCCCCUGCCAUGGGCAGAGACACCUUUUACUAGACCAGCUUGCUCAAAGCCUUCAACUCUUCCAGCGAUGAGGCAUCCAGAACUUCUCUGGGCAACCUGUGCUAGUGUCUCACUACCUUCACAGUAAAUUUCUUCCUAAUAUGUAAACCUAUCCUCUUUCAGUUUGAAGUCAUUACUCCUUGUGCUAUUGCUACAUCCCUUUGUAUAAAGUCCCUCCCCAGCUUUCUUGUAGGCCCCAUUCAGGAACUGGAAGGCUGUUUCCAGGUCUCCCCAAAGCCUUCUCUUCCC